Molecule: messenger RNA, 1625 nt
Organism: Tupaia belangeri chinensis (Chinese tree shrew)
Lineage: Eukaryota; Metazoa; Chordata; Mammalia; Scandentia; Tupaiidae
Gene: RABL2B
Product: RAB, member of RAS oncogene family like 2B
Exons: 9
Coding region: 445-1113 (222 amino acids)
Molecular function (GO): GTP binding; GTPase activity
Source: RefSeq, a predicted model, not a curated record
AUAUUACAUUACUUGUUAUCAUCGUCAGCAGAUAAUUUUCCGUUUUUGUGUCCCUUAAAUGUCUGCUUCUCUGUCCCCGACUCCCGCCCUGUCCCCUCGCGCAGUCUCCAGUUCCCGCGGCGCCCCCUGCCUUUCCAUCUCCCCGUCUUUCCGUUUCCGCGCAGACGCCGGGUACGCGUGCAGUGGGGGCGCGCUUUCAUAGUCUGGCUAGCUUUGCUUAGCAGCGAAUCUUCCGGAUUCGUCCACUUUCUAUCAAAUGCCAGGGCCGCCUCCUUUUUUAUGGCUGAGUAGAAUUCCAAGAGUACCUGCCCACCGUUUUUCAAUCCGUUCACCGCUUUGUGGACAUUCCGGUUGGUUCCACGUCUUAGUGAUCAGAAUAAUGCCACGAUAAAGACUUCGACAAGACCCCACCCCUGGGCUGGGCCCCUCUUCAGCUUGAAGUCAAUGGCAGGGGACAGAAGCGAACCCUGCGACCUGGACCAGGAGAAGUAUGAUGCUGAUGACAGUGUGAAGAUCAUCUGUCUGGGGGACAGUGCAGUGGGCAAGUCGAAGCUCAUGGAGAGAUUUCUCAUGGAUGGAUUUCAGCCACAGCAGCUAUCCACAUAUGCCCUGACCCUGUACAAGCACACAGCCACGGUGGACGGCAAGACCAUCCUUGUGGACUUCUGGGACACAGCGGGCCAGGAGCGGUUCCAGAGCAUGCAUGCCUCCUACUACCACAAGGCCCACGCCUGCAUCAUGGUGUUUGAUGUACAGAGGAAAGUCACCUAUAAGAAUCUGAGCACCUGGUAUACAGAGCUUCGGGAGUUCAGGCCAGAGAUCCCAUGCAUCGUCGUGGCCAAUAAAAUUGAUGCGGACAUAAAGGUGACCCAGAAAAGCUUCAGUUUCGCUAGGAAGUUUUCCCUACCCCUGUACUUUGUGUCAGCUGCCGAUGGUACCAAUGUUGUGAAGCUCUUCAAUGAUGCCAUCCGACUAGCUGUGUCCUACAAACAGAACUCCCAGGACUUCAUGGAUGAGAUUUUGCAGGAGCUCGAGAACUUCACGUUGGAGCAGAAAGAGGAUGUGGCAGACCAAGAGGAGAGUGGCCAUGCCGAGACCCUGUCCCCUUCCUGAUUCUGGAGGGUGGGUGUUUUCUUCUUUCCAAAACUGACCUCAGGGACUCUUCCUGUAUUUCUCCCAGGCAGGGAACAAUGGCUGUCCCCUGAUUGCCCCCCUUCCCACCCUGUAGGUUUGUGAGGCCUCGCUUUUUUCCACCUCUGUCUCCCAGCCAACUUUUUUAAAAAUUGGUUUUUGGCAGACAGCUAUUUGUGUCAGGUUUCUGAGCAUCUGCUCUGUACGUGCUCUUGUAGGUGAGGCCAGGGUCACAGAAAUGAGCUGGCCACUAGAGUUUAGUAAAGCAAGUGGCAGAUCUGUCUAGUUAGGAAUGCACAGAAGUGGUUGUUAGUCAGGUCAGUACAGCACCCCAAGGUAUAUACAACAUUAGCUUCAGGAGGAGCUUCCUUUACACCCCUCCCCCCCUCAGCAUAAGAGACUUUCCCUUCCUUUUUUUUUUUUUUUUGAGGACAAAUUUAGACAUCGUGCCUGCCGUGCGUAGCCAGGGGUUGAACAGCUGCAGCCUUUUCCUC